AUGGACAACGUCAAAAAAAAGGUCUACAGCGCGUUGAACUAUUUCCACACGGACGAUGACUUCAAUCGAGUUACAUUUGGAUUGAAAAGAAAUGCAUUAUCAGCCCGUUUAGUGAGGUGGAGAUUCGCAGAUUUAGUCUUAUUGGGAGUGUUGUGUGUUUUGUACAUUGUCACGUAUAAGAUUGAGCCAUUUCAGAGGCAGUUUUUCAUCAACGACCUUACGAUCUCGCAUCCGUUUGCAGAAUCCGAAAGAGUGACAAAUGGGGCAUUAUUCUUCUAUUCGGUGUGGGAGCCAAUAAUGGUUAUCGGCGUGAUAGGAUUAAUCAUGACAAAGCCCGAGAACAAGAUAUACGUGACGUACGUGUCGAUUCUUGGACUCUGCAUCUCUUGCUUCACCACUAGCGUGGUUACUGACGUUCUCAAGAAUUUAAUCGGCAGACAUCGUCCUGAUUUCCUCGCUCGUUGUGUUCCUAGAAGCGACGCACCUCUCAAUGUAAUGGUCUUUGCCAAAGAUGUCUGCACCACCGAUAAUCUUGACUUAUUGAAAGACGGCUUCCGUACCACGCCUUCGGGCCAUUCCAGUAUCAGUUUUUCCGGUCUCGUGUACUUGUCGUUGUGGUUAAGUGGUCAAUUGGUUAUCAUGAACGAAAAUCUGGGCUACUGGAGAUCUAUCCUCGCGUGGAUUCCUACAUUGCAAUGUACAUAUAUUGCGUUGAGUCGUACCGAAGACUACAGACAUCAUUUUGUCGAUGUCAUCAUAGGAAGUCUUAUUGGAUUAGGUAUGGCAUGUUGGGCUUAUCGCAGAUUAUUUCCACAUAUCACCCAUCCAAAAUCAUAUGAACCAUAUAUUAUCAUUUCUGAAGAAGAAGAUAAUGACAAUCCCGAUACACAGUAUAAUAGAAUCAACCAAGAUGAAUCUCUUAGUGUCUAG
Molecule: messenger RNA, 930 nt
Organism: Debaryomyces hansenii CBS767
Lineage: Eukaryota; Fungi; Ascomycota; Pichiomycetes; Serinales; Debaryomycetaceae
Gene: DPP3
Product: bifunctional diacylglycerol diphosphate phosphatase/phosphatidate phosphatase
Exons: 1
Coding region: 1-930 (309 amino acids)
Biological process (GO): phospholipid metabolic process
Molecular function (GO): phosphatidate phosphatase activity
Source: RefSeq, a predicted model, not a curated record